GCCUCUAAUUACAUUUUGAGGCAAGGAUAUAUGGUUGCCUCUAAAUGUAUGAGCUUUUAGAAGCAACACAUUGUGUUGCCUCAAAAAAGGUCUUUUAGAGGCAACCCCUAAUUAGCGACGGACUUAUUAGAGGCAUCCACUUUUUUGCUUCAAAAACCCAUUAGAGGCCAAAUCCCUAUUUUUAGAGGCAAUUAUGACUUGCCCCUGUAUCCGAUUUUUCUAGUAGUGAGGAUGACUCCCAUCUCCCUAUGCGCUCUGCCGCAGCUUAUUAAGAUAUGGCUCAUGGAGAGUUUAAGGUUGCUGGAGGUUUAUGCAAAUCCUCAGAUAUGACAGUAGGUAGUGGUUGCAUCAUGGGGAAAAUGAGGCCGAGUGGACCUCCUAUUUCACCCACGACAUUUAUUCCAUUAAGUGGGUGAUACCGUGGUGGAAUCUACAUUCCAUGGUAGGCGGCUCAGAAACCGUCCUUUAUAAAAGACUGAUCGGGUUGAGAGAACCUACAUAUAUUUUUUCGUAUCAGGUCCUAAGACAGUACGGUAUGAGGCAGAUCAUACCUUUUGCGGAUACUACACCACCAAAUAUAACAAUUUUCCCACAGAAACGUAUCCUUUCAUGGGAAAAGUACUAUAUAGACUUACCCCAUUGGACUGUUGCCGUAGACGGGAAUAUUUAUCUUUCUAAGAGUUACAAGAUCUUGAUGAGUUCUGAUGAUAUUGCUUAAAGGGCCAAGGCUCGAGAUAAUGAACCGGCUGAAUUAUUUCACUCACGGGGCAGGCCCAAGUAUGACCAUGCUAGACCUUCUAGGCCUCGAGAGGCUAACUCUAGACCUCCCAUGAGGCAUUCUGACCGCAAGCAUAAGGGAGAUCAUAACCGUUCUGAUUCUAGACCCUGGAGAGCACCCGUUGAGCGUGCUGUGACUGCGCCCAAGAAGGCUGUGGGGAUUUCUACUAGAAAUCGCCACUGUGAGAAGAGUAAGAAACAGGUGUGGGUGGAGAAGGUUCAAACUCAUAUUGCCAAGGUGAUCAAGGCUCUGGCCGUGAUUGCACCUAUUUCAGUUACUACUCCUGUACCUGAGACUGAGUUGGUGAUUGGUCUUGAAGCUGCUAAAGUUACCGAGGCUCUGGCGACCAUGGAAGUGGGUGCGAAAGAGCCUAUUAUUUCCAUGAACAUUGAUGUAGGAAUGGUAGAGAAGCCAUCUGGUGCAACUUUUGCAAAUGCCGACCUCUACAAGAUUUUGUUUUCUGACGGUGUAGAAUUAGAAUAGUGUAAUUCUUAGGCGUUUGUAGGGUGCAUGUGCCCUUUCAUUUUUUGAUGUCUAUUAUUUUCUUGUACUUAGUUUUUUCCGUUAGGUUUGCAAACUUCAUUUAAAUUUCAAUAAAUGAUUUUUUCUUUGUUUUCA
Messenger RNA from Spinacia oleracea (spinach), 1396 nucleotides. RefSeq lists its product as uncharacterized. NCBI's taxonomy places the organism in Eukaryota, Viridiplantae, Streptophyta, Magnoliopsida, Caryophyllales, Amaranthaceae. The record is from RefSeq and is a predicted model, not a curated record. Bases 830 to 1261 code for a protein of 143 amino acids. The transcript has 2 exons.